AUGUUCGCAGCAGCCACUAAAAACUUUGUGAGGCAGGUGGGAGACACGGGGAGGCUGAUCCCCGUCCCGAGCCUGAGCGAGGCCGACCGCUACCAGCCCCUCAGCCUGGUUACGAGGAAGAGGAAGAGGCAUUUCUGGAAGAAGAACAAGUACGCGUCGACGCCCUUCUCGCUGAAAGACAUCAUGGUCGGAGAGAAAGAGAUCACAGCAGGAGUGUCGUCCUAUCAGCUCCUGAACUACGAGGACAAAUCCGACGUGGCCCUCAACGGCCGGUUAGGAAACCACCUCAUCAACGACGUAGGGUUCAACAUCAGCGGAUCAGACUCCGUGGCCGUCAAAGCCUCCUUCGGCAUCGUCACCAAACACGAGCUGGAGGUGCCCACCUUGCUGCGAGAGCUCAACUCCAGGAAAGUGGACCUGGAUCACUGCCUGGUUCGUCAGUCCAAGGAGAGCAGGCGCAGCGUUCUCUGUGUCGUCGUGGAGAGCAUCCGCACCACGCGGCAGUGCUCGCUGACCGUUCAUGCCGGCAUGAGGGGGACGACCAUGAGGUUUCAGAUCGACGACGGCAGGAACCCCAAAGGUCGAGACAAGGCCAUCGUCAUCCCGGCUCACACCACCAUCGCCUUCAGCGUCUGCGAGCUGUUUGUUCGACUGGACGGGCGUCUCGAUAUUUGUGUCGCUCCGGAGUCUCAAGGGGGGUUUGAGCGGGAGCAGACUCCGUUACUCUCAGUAUAACUUCCUCUUUUUACUUUGUCCAACUGCUGUGUAGAGAGCAGAACGUUUGAGGAGCUCACCCACUCCGACACCUACAUGGAUGACAUGGUUACCGACUACUACGAGAAAGCCGCCAGCAUGACGGAUGUGUCCACCGCCUACCUGAGAGAAAGCUCCCACACACGGGUCAACCUCCUCAAGCACAACAUCCCCAAGGGGCCCUGUGCGCUCUGCGGCAUGGGCAACCAGCGGCGGGAGACUGUUUACGGCUGCCUGGAGUGCUCGACCGGGGGGCAGAAAUAUGUCCGCCUGCACGUGGUGCCCUGUUUUGACCUCUGGCACAAAACGCUGAGGUGA
Molecule: messenger RNA, 1071 nt
Organism: Chelmon rostratus (copperband butterflyfish)
Lineage: Eukaryota; Metazoa; Chordata; Actinopteri; Chaetodontiformes; Chaetodontidae
Gene: pjvk
Product: pejvakin
Exons: 6
Biological process (GO): programmed cell death
Cellular component (GO): cytoplasm
Source: RefSeq, a predicted model, not a curated record